Messenger RNA from Erinaceus europaeus (western European hedgehog), 2788 nucleotides. It is a transcript of the gene GFM2, whose product is annotated as GTP dependent ribosome recycling factor mitochondrial 2. Gene Ontology annotation, biological process: mitochondrial translation; ribosome disassembly. The coding region runs from base 22 to 2490 and encodes 822 amino acids. The record is from RefSeq and is a predicted model, not a curated record. Lineage: Eukaryota; Metazoa; Chordata; Mammalia; Eulipotyphla; Erinaceidae. Gene Ontology annotation, cellular component: mitochondrion. Gene Ontology annotation, molecular function: translation elongation factor activity; GTPase activity; GTP binding. The transcript is spliced from 21 exons.
AAAGGCUGAGCCCGUGUUUUGAUGCCGUGGGGGACGAGGCGUUCGCGGAAGUCGCGCCGCCGGCUGGCUGCUCUCGGCCCUAGUGCGGCCCCCGCCCCGGCCCGGGCUGCAGAGCGCUGCCAGCGGCGGAGCCCCGAUUAUAUACUUCAGAAGUCCAAGAUGUCCAACUUGAGGAUAUUAUCACUGAGUCAAAAGAGAAUCUCCAACUUGCGCAUUAAUAAUGCUUGUUGCUGUGAAAUACCAGCAGGCCCACGAGGAUCAGGGCCUCCAGGGCCACUGCGGACAUGCUACAGCUCCCAAGCAGGUUUAGUUGGAAAUGACGUCAAGUCCCUUCACGCCAUCAUUAACCCUCCAGUGGCCAAAAUCCGUAAUAUUGGAAUCAUGGCUCAUAUCGAUGCAGGCAAAACCACCACCACGGAGAGGAUCCUGUACUACUCUGGGUACACACGGUCAUUGGGAGAUGUCGACGAUGGAGACACAGUGACGGAUUUCAUGGCCCAAGAGCGAGAAAGAGGCAUCACCAUUCAGUCCGCCGCUGUUACGUUUGACUGGAAGGGACAUCGAGUCAAUCUGAUCGAUACACCAGGUCAUGUGGACUUUACCUUGGAGGUGGAGCGCUGCCUGCGAGUGUUGGAUGGUGCAGUAGCUGUAUUUGAUGCUUCUGCUGGCGUAGAGGCACAAAGUCUUACAGUGUGGAGACAAGCUGAUAAGCACAGGGUGCCUCGGAUCUGCUUUCUGAACAAGAUGGACAAGACUGGAGCAAGUUUUAAGUACGCGGUUGGAAGCAUCAGGGAGAAGUUGAACGCACGGCCUUUGCUCUUACAGUUGCCUAUCGGUGAAGCCAAAACAUUCAGAGGCGUGGUGGACGUGGUAAGGAAAGAGAAGCUGCUUUGGAAUCCCAGUUCAGCUGACGGCAGAGACUUUGAGAGGAAACCCCUCUUGGAGACGAGUGACCCUGAAUUGCUGAGGGAGACGACGGCAGCAAGAAACGCCCUGAUCGAACAAGUUGCUGAUUUGGAUGAUGAAUUUGCUGGCUUGGUUUUAGGAGAAUUUAGUGAAGAUUUUGAUUUGCUACCAGCUGAAAAGCUCCAGACCGCCAUUCACAGAGUCACCCUGGCUCAGACGGCAGUGCCUGUGCUCUGUGGAAGCGCCCUGAGGAACAAAGGGAUCCAGCCUCUGGUCGACGCGGUCACCAUGUACUUGCCAUCACCAGAAGAGCGCAACUAUGAGUUUCUGCGGUGGUACGAGGGUGACCUGUGCGCUCUGGCCUUUAAAGUCCUGCACGACAAGCACCGAGGACCGCUGGUUCUCGUGCGCGUCUACUCGGGCACCCUGAAGCCCCAGUCGGCCGUCCAUAACAUCAGUGGAAACUGCACGGAGAGGAUCAGCCGUCUGCUCCUGCCCUUUGCCGACCAGCACAUAGAGAUCCCGGCGCUCACUGCCGGCAACAUUGCUCUGACUGUCGGGCUGAAGCAGACCGCCACUGGAGACACCAUUGUCUCCUCCAAGUCCAGUGCGCUAGCCGCAGCUCGACGGGCUGAGAGGGAGAGAGAAGGGCAGCACAGACCAGCCGGCGGGGCGGAGAGGCCUCUGUUGGCUGGGGUGGAGAUCCCAGAACCCGUGUUCUUCUGCACCAUAGAACCCCCGUCGGUGGCUAGACAGCCAGAUUUGGAUCACGCCUUGCAAUGCCUUCAGCGUGAGGACCCCAGUUUGAAAGUGAGACUAGACCCUGAGUCUGGACAGACCGUCCUGUGUGGCAUGGGGGAGUUACACAUCGAGAUCAUUCACGAUCGAAUCAGAAGGGAGUACGGCCUAGAGACCUUCCUCGGGCCCCUGCAGGUGGCCUACCGAGAGACCAUCGUGAGUGCAGCUCGGGCCACAGACACCUUAGAUAAAACUGUCGGGGACAGGAGGCACCUCGUGACCGUCGAGCUGGAAGCGCAGCCCGUGGGGACUUCGUCUGCGGCGCCGGUCGCCCGCUUCUCCGAGAGUGUCAGCAAAGAUCUCCUGAGGGCCUCCCAGGAGGCCAUUGAAAAUGGGCUUCACAGUGCUUGCCUCCAAGGACCGUUACUUGGCUCCCCAGUUCAGGAUGUGGCGAUCACCGUACAUUCACUGACCGUCCAUCCCGGCACCUCCACAACCAUGAUCUCAGCCUGCGUCUCGAGAUGUGUACAGAAGGCUCUGAAGAAAGCUGACAAGCAAAUUUUAGAGCCCCUGAUGAAGCUUGAGGUCACAGUGACUGGAGAUUACCUGAGUCCUGUUUUGGCCGACCUGGCACAGAGAAGAGGGAGCAUUCAGGAAAUCCAGACCCGGCAGGACAACAGAGUUGUCAUUGGAUUCGUUCCCCUGGCAGAAGUCAUGGGCUAUUCAACUGUGCUGCGGACGCUAACAUCUGGCUCAGCUUCGUUUGCCUUAGAACUGUCUAGUUACCAAGCCAUGAAUCCUCAAGACCAGAGUGCACUGCUCAGCCGGAAAAGUGGUGGGCUCUAAGGUUCCCAGUCCUUGCACCUGGAGAGAAACCGGGAGCACCUGCUACUCGGCUUUAUGCAAGAUGGAUCUGUAUUGCUAUUUUAGUACAAAGAAGAAAGACAAGAAGUGUGACAGCGUCGGAGAUGCCCAUCCUAGUCACAUAAUUCAGUCACACGAUUUUCAGGACUUCAAAGUUCCUUUCCCAUCAUAUAAUGUGAGCUACAGUUACACUGUGCGUGCGUGUGUGUGUCCCAAAGCACAUGUCAGAUUUUUAUAUGAAAUGAGUGAGAGUCAGUCAAUAAAGACACUUUAUUUUAAA